Opisthocomus hoazin is the source of this 1584-nucleotide messenger RNA. RefSeq names its product tyrosine-protein kinase TXK. Gene Ontology annotation, biological process: protein phosphorylation. Gene Ontology annotation, molecular function: ATP binding; protein binding; protein tyrosine kinase activity. NCBI's taxonomy places the organism in Eukaryota, Metazoa, Chordata, Aves, Opisthocomiformes, Opisthocomidae. The record is from RefSeq and is a predicted model, not a curated record.
AUGUUCUUGUUCACAGAUCACACCAUCCAGUCGGUGUUCUGCUGCUGCUGCUGCUACACGGUGCAAAAAAGAGCAAUGAGAACAAAAAUGAACCUGGACUCUGACACUGGCCUGGUGACCCAGUACUCGGCCUCACAGCCAGACGUUUCCUAUGCAUCUACAUGGAAGUGCAGGCGUAAGAGGCAAUUGCGGUCAAAGAACAAGCCGUUACCUCCUCUACCUGCCGAGGCCUUGGAAGACUACACCAAAAAACCUAAAGUUAUUGCACUCUAUGACUAUUUUGCUAGAGGACCCUCGGAUUUACCGCUCAGGAAGUCAGAAGAAUACAUUAUCCUCGAACAGUAUGAUCCCCACUGGUGGAAGGCAAGAGACCAACAAGGGAAUGAAGGUUUAAUUCCCAGCAACUACGUUACUGAGAACAAGAAAAGUAACUUAGAAACAUAUGAGUGGUACUGCAAAAACAUAAACAGAAGCCAGGCAGAACUUCUUUUGCGCCAGAAGUCCAAAGAAGGUGCAUUUGUUGUCAGAGAUUCGAGUCAGCAGGGACUCCUUACGCUGUCCGUGUAUUCGCUGGCUAAAGGAAGCCAUAAUGGAGACAUUCGACAUUAUCAAAUUAAGAGAAACCACUUGGGACAAUAUUACGUAGCAGAAAAAUAUCUCUUUUCAUCUGUUCCUGAACUCAUCGAGUAUCAUCGACACAACGCUGCAGGUCUUAUCACUCGUCUCCGACAUCCCGUUGGAUCAACCGGAUACUCUCCACCAGCAGCAGCAGGGUUUAGUCACGAGGAGUGGCAAUUAAACCCAUCUGAACUGACGUUCAUGAAAGAACUUGGGCGCGGGCAGUUUGGCGUCGUUCAGCUCGGUAAAUGGAAAGCAACCAUCAAGGUCGCCAUCAAAACAAUCAACGAAGGUGCAAUGUCAGAAGAUGAUUUCAUCGAGGAGGCCAAGGUGAUGAUGAAACUCUCCCACCCGAAGCUGGUCCAGCUUUACGGAGUGUGCACGUGUCAGAAGCCUCUCUACGUUGUGACCGAAUUCAUGGAGAACGGCUGCCUGCUCAACUACCUUCGGCAACGGCGAGGGAAACUCAGCAGAGACGUGCUGCUGAGCAUGUGCCAGGAUGUGUGCGAAGGGAUGGAACACCUCGAAAGAAAUAGCUUUAUUCACCGUGAUUUAGCUGCAAGAAACUGUUUAGUCAGCGCUGAGCGCAUCGUGAAAGUGUCCGACUUCGGCAUGGCGAGAUACGUCAUUGGCGAUGAGUAUAUCAGCUCUUCAGGUGCCAAGUUUCCAAUCAAAUGGUCAUCUCCUGAAGUCUUCCAUUUCAAAAAAUACAGCAGCAAAUCAGAUGUCUGGUCAUUUGGUGUGCUGAUGUGGGAAGUUUUCACAGAAGGCAAAAUGCCUUUUGAGAGCAAGUCAAAUUCUGAAGUCGUCCGCGAGAUUUCUCAGGGCAACCGACUCCACCGACCACGUUUGGCAUCACAUACUGUGUACGAAGUCAUGUACAGCUGCUGGCAUGAGAAACCUGAAGGACGUCCUACUUUUGCAGAGUUAACAGAGACCCUCACAGAUAUAACGGAGAUGGGAUAA